Camelina sativa (false flax) is the source of this 1639-nucleotide messenger RNA. NCBI's taxonomy places the organism in Eukaryota, Viridiplantae, Streptophyta, Magnoliopsida, Brassicales, Brassicaceae. The record is from RefSeq and is a predicted model, not a curated record.
AACUAUAAUAUGGAGAGAAUUUGUCCCCAAAAAAAAAAAAAAACUAUAAUAUGGAGAGUUGUGAAUUUUCUAUGAAAAUGCAUUUAUUGUGGGCAUUAGUUUGAAUAAAAGAAAACAGAACAUUGUUUUGCUUUCAGUUAAUGUAAAAAAAUAAGGACAUCAAGAAAAAACUUGGGAAACAAAACGAUCGAGCUUACAUUAGAACAUGUAGAUGAAAAAACUCCAUUUAGAAGCAAACUAGCUAGCUAGCUAGAGUCUGUUUACAAACUUAUGAUCUUUAGCAUAGUCUACAAAGGUGUGAACUCUAUCUAGUAGGAUUCUCAAACGCUUCAAAGCCUUGAACUCUGACUCUUUCAAGAGUUUUUCUUUCGGGAUUGAAGUAGAAUAGAAAGAAACGUUUAGAUGUAUAGUUCGUGGACAAAAUAAUUUCCCCAGUAGCAGUCACUCCGACCACGGAAACACCUCCCUCAACGACUAUAUCCAAGGGAAAGGUGUAUAUAUACCUUUCAACGACCACUCUUAUUUCUGGUCAUCCUCUAGAAUCCACACAAACACAAAUCAAGAUUACACCUAGCUAGGCCUUAUGUUAUCAUUAUAAACGUAAUUAUAAGUAUACCAGGACCAACUAAUAACGCCUAGUUUACCCUUGUUAUUUAUCAGUUUAGUAGGCGAAGAUGAAACUAAUAACUUCCUGUAGCUGAUAAUAUAAUCUAUUUAAUUAAUCAUAUCUCCUGUUUUAUUAAUGUUUUCUAUAGCAAUUUAUAUUAUAAUUGUUGAAUAUUUGUAUUAAAACACUAAGAUAUAGUUAUAUCUAGAAGACUUAGAAGUAUAAUAUACAUUCAUUGUCAAGUAUAGUAAAAGCUCAUUUUGUCUCGAGACUUCAGUAGUAGUAAUGGAGAGCAAGCACAUCCGCAAGCUUCUCCAACUAUACCAAGCUUGUGGUGGAAACCAAGAACUCAUAACAACAGUCCAGAACGCCACAUCAUCACCAUUGAUGUCACCACCACCACCACAGCCACUUUCGGCAUUAGACUCCACCAUGACUCUCACCAUCUUUAUCCUCUUGAUAGCUCUCUUCUUCAUGGGUUUCUUCUCGGUCUACCUCCGCCACUUCGUCGACGAUGUUUCAACGGCUGAGAUUUCUUCCAUACCUAGAAGAGGAGCCUCCACGAUGUCGCCAGGUCGCUCUUUCACCUCCUUCGUCCCUUCUCAGCCGUUUACGUCCCGAAGAGGACUUGAUUCUCAGGCCGUUAGAUCUCUGCCGGUGUACCCUUACACGAAAGUAUCAAAGCAGAGGAUUCAAGAUUGCGUUAUCUGUUUGAGCGAGUUCGAACAAGGUGAAACGGUUAAAGUGAUACCACACUGCGGUCACUUGUUCCACGUGGAAUGCAUUGACACGUGGCUGAGCACACAUGUAACAUGCCCUUUCUGCCGGAGCAGCCAGCUGUUCUCGGAUAAGGACUUGGAGAUGCAAGCACCGUCGCCUAGCUCGGAAGGGAACAGCCGCAGAUCAACGACAGAAGAACACGACACGUGUACGGGUGUUGGUCCUUGUCUGAGGAGAUGUAGUAGCUGGUCGAGUUUGGGGCAGAGGCCUGAAUUUGAACGGUCGUUGAGUCUCUGACACGCGUAAGUUGAU